UAAUAUUUAAAAUGCUGUUCUAGGCUCCAAAGUUACAACAUAAAUAAAACAGUCAAUGUCCUCAAAAAUCUCACAAUCUAAUGAGAAAACAGAAAUUUGAGAAUUCAUUCAUUAUAGUACAAGGUAAAGUAAAGGAAAUACUUUGAUGUCAAUAUGAAAUUAUCUAUGGGAGUACAGAGGAUUUAAAGAUGAAACUUUAUAAAGUGAGAAAGAUUUCACUUUUGUCUUAGAUGAUUAGAAGAAUUUCACAUGUUUUAAUAGAGAUAUUAAUCAAAAGCCAAAAUAUGGACAAGAACUCUGGAGAUAGCUAAAGAAAUUUACAAUUUUGGGAAAUGGAGAACAGAGCUGUAUGACUGAGGUAUGGUGAGGAGUGAUGAUCGAUAAGCCAAGAAGUGAAGACGCAGGUUAGAAUUUGAAGAACCCCCUUUCUUUUCCAUGUUAAGUUGUCAGGUAGUGAGGUACUACUGAACAGUUUGACCUUUGGAAUGGGUUGAGUUAAACCUGAGUGUCUAUGUUUUAGAAAGUUAUCAUUUGUGACAACACACCGUUGUAAAAUCUGUAGUUUUCCUAAUAUAUGUGAAGAUACUCUUGGCUGUGACAAUGUAUUAAAAGGAAGGGAAAGAUACAUUAAAAGUUAGAAUUAGGACUUAGUGUUUGAAUGAAAAUGGAAGUUUAGGAGGCAUCAGGAUUAAAGACGGCAUCAAGAUUUCUACUUAGUACAUUGCAUACAUGUGUAAUCAAGUGUGAAUUAUUAAACAAAACUAGAUACUUCAUAUCUCGUUAUGUAACUACUACUUAAUAUUUUUAACCUAAGUGUUCUUAAUUCUGCAAAGAAUUCUAAAUUUAAAAUGCCUAAGUAAUCUUUUUCAGUUCAUGCAAAUAUAUAUGUGUGGGCAUGUUUGUGUGGGUGUCUUGUUUUACUAAAAUAUCUUCAAGAAUAAUGUUUGAGGGAAAAAAAUAUUAAGAACAUAAAAAUGGGCCAGGUGCGGUGGCUCAUGCCCAUAAUCCCAGCACUUUGGGAGGCCAAGGUGGGUGGAUCACCUGAGGUCAGGAGUUCAAGACCAGCCUGGCCAACAUGAUGAAACCCCAUCUCUACUAAAAAUACAAAAACUUAGCCAGAUGUGUUGUGGGGGCUGGGGGGUGCCUGUAAUCCCAGCUACUCAGGAGGCUGAGGCAGGAGAAUCACCUGAACCUGGGAGGUGAAGGCUGCAGUGAGCUGAGAUGGCACUACUGCACUCCAGCCUGGGCAAACAAGAGUGAAACUGUCUUAAAAAAAAAAGAACAUAAAAAUGUACAUUUUACCCUCAUGUUCAAUUAUUUCAUUAAGGAGGUCACAAGUUUCCUCCUUGAGGAGGCGGGGAAAUCUUCAUUCUUUUACAUACUCCAAUUCUGGAGACAAGAUUUCAUUAUGUUGCCCAGGCUGGAGUGCAGUGGUGCAAUCACAGCUCACUGCAACCUUGACCUCUUGGGCUCCAGCUAUCCUCCCAUCUCAGCCUCCUCAGUAGCUGGAAUGACAGGUAUGCACCACCACGCCCAGCUAUUUUUUUUUUUUUUUUACUAGAGACAAGGUCUUGCUAUGCUGCACAGGCUCAUAUUCUCCCUUUCUACCUGGUCAAUGUCACCAGGAAUUUAUAUCAUUUUAUCCUAUGAUUAUUAGAAUAUGUUUAUAUAUGAAGAUAUAUUUAAUAGUUACUUAUUUCAUUUGAUAUCACAUAUGGAUAUGUAUGCACGUGUGUGUAAAAAUAUGUGUGUAAAGUCUCAAAAAAUAAUCAGAGGUUAUUUCAAUAAAACACAAUAAAACUUUCCUGAUUUGUCAUGACAAUUGUAUGCAGAUAUAAACUUUCUAAUAUCACAUCUUUAUAUGGAAGUAGGUAACAAUGUUAUUGAGAGAUCGUUGUUUAUUUCUUAAAAAUUAUGUGCGCUAAUGUAAAUGUUCAUAUGUAGAUGUAGGUAUUUAAAAGAUGGCAUAUAUUAUAAACAUAUUUAUUACAAUGACAAGUAAGAACAAUAUAUCAGAAAUUUUACAUAUAAAUACAGCACUAAAUUUACCUGAGUUUAAAAAAAAAAGAUUAUUAGGUCAUUGCCAUUAAUUUAAAAUAAUAAUUAUGUUUUGUUUUUACUGAGAUAAUUUUCUAAUUCUUACUUCCUUUUCCUUUUAUUUGAGUCCUUGGAUCUGUAAUUGCCUUGAAUUUUUUUGGCCAAUAAAAUUUUCAUGUCAGGUGCUUCUCUAAGAGGUGUUAUAAAUUUUUUCUCUCAAAGCUGACCCAAAUGGGCCAUGAGUUCACUUUUGAGACACAUUUUGCUACAAUACAGUCAUCUUGUCUUAGAGUUAUAUGUGUAAACAGCCUUAAGCCUAUAACUUUACUUAAAAUCACAUAUGAUUCAUUGGAUUUGAAGUUCAAGCUUCUUAAUUUUCUUUUUUUAAUCAGCUUUUUCAGGUUGAAAAAUCUUAAGCUCCAGAUGUAGUUGAGUUUGAUACCCACAUCAAAUAUCAUGUAGAAAUUGCGUGUUUUACCCCUGUAUACCAAAUUUGAAAAGAAAACAUCUUCCCAUUAUACCAGAGAGAAUAGUUUAAACUUAGUUUCCUCUCAUGCAUCAUGCUACACUGGAAUGUGUGACAUGCUGUGCCAAUAGACAUUACAUAUGGAAACAGGAGAGAACUUUGAAGAGCUGACAGAAGGCUAGAGUGACUAAAGCAGACUGUACAAAGCCAAGAGAGUGGUAGGCAGGUCCAGACUUCCUUGGUCUUGGGCUAUGGGAAAAUAGCAGUCAGAAAUAGACUUUCAGGACUUCAGCAUCAGCUAAGUGAAUAAGGAAUGGCCAAAUGCUUGAAUGGGGAGUAGGGGAGGAGACCAGUGCAUAUUUCAACAAUAUUAUCAUGUGACAGCAUUAUUUAAGAUGAUUUUAAGUUCAGUCAGGGCAAAUACACACACACAAACAUAUACGCGCGUGUGUGUAUAUGCAUAUGUAUGUAUUUUCUAGACACUUUCCUUCUUCCUCUUUGUCCUAAAUUUCCAUCUCUCAGGUGAACAGAAUUCUUAUUCUGCCUUCUUUAUAUUCAAGAACUCAACACUACAGCAUCCCACCGUUACCUCAACUACUCUCCUUACCCAAAUUAAAGUUAAAUCUAUGAGGAGUGUGUUAAUUUCCUAAGGCUGCCAUAAUAAAUAACCACAAACUGGGUGGCUUCAAACAACAAACAUUUAUUCUUUCACAAUUCUGGAGGCUAGAAGUCCAAACUGAAGGUGUCGAUAGUGUCAGGCUUUCUCCGAUGGCUCCAAAAAGAAUCAUUUCUUGCUCCCUCUAUCUUCUGGUGGUUGCUAGCAAGUUUCUUGGUUUGUGGCAGCUUAACUACAAUCUCUGUUUCUUCUUUAAUAGACUUCUUUCUGUGAGUCUGUGUGUCUCCAAAGCUCUCUCAUAUCACCAGUCAUUGGAUUUAGGGCCUAACCCUGUCCAGUGUGAUUUUCAUCUUUUUCUUUCCAUCUUUUCUUUAUUGACGUAUAUUUGAUGGAUGAAAAUUGUAUAAAUAAGAUAUACAGCAUGCUUUUGAUAUACAUAUACAUAGUAAAAUAAUUACUAUAAUAAAGUUAAUUGGUGGAUCCAUCUUAACUUGAUUGCACUGGCAAAUGAUGUAUUUCCCAAUAAGGUCCCAUUCACAGGUACCAGGGGUUAAGACUUCAACAUGUCUUUUAGGGGUGCCAUAAUUCAAUGCACAACAGGCGGCUAAUCUCAGCUAAGUGUUUAGAAGGACAACCACAUUAUCUGAUUAAAUCAAUUUACAUAAAAGUCAGAAUAACACUGCCUUUCUAAAGAAGUUUAUAACACAAAUGUACUGAAUAAUGUACACACUGUUAAGGGUAAGAGCAUUCCUAGUAACUGCUUUCUAUCCAGAGCUUUCAACUUUCCACCUUCAGUAAACUCAAGGCCAAGGUUAUAUUUCUCUACCCAUUUGCCAGAGUAGAUCAGCUACGAAAUGAAAAGGAUACUUAAGCAGAAAAUUUAGGUUGUGUAUGUUAUUUCCUUUUUCUUUAGUAAUGUUUUCACUUUUAGAGUAAAUAUUUUAAUAUUAUUUGACCAAAUUAUAUGAAAAAUGGCUUGAUACUUUAUUUUAAUUUUCCCAUGUUAAGAUGAAUUUAGAUCUGCAUAUUUGCCAUACAUGGUCCAUAUAUGAAGGAUAGAUAUAAAAUAUAUGAAGGACAUUGAUGAAAAAUGUUGGCAGUAGAAAACUACCCAAGUGUAAAUUAUUUUUUUUGUUUUGUUUGUUUGUUUGAGACGGAGUCUCGCCCUGUCGCCCAGGCUGGAGUGCAGUGGUGUGAUCUCGGCUCACCGCAAUCUCCGCUUUCCAGGUUCAUGCCAUUCUCCUGCCUCAGCCUCCCGAGUAGCUGGGAUUACAGGCGCCUGCCAUCACGCCCGGCACAUUUUUUGUGUUUUCAGUAGAGACGGAGUUUCACCAUCUUGCCCAGGCUGAUCUUGAAUUCCUGACCUCGUGAUCUACCCGCCUCAGCCUCCCAAAGUGCUGGGAUUACAGGCAUGAGCCACCGCGCCUGGCCACACAAGUGUAAAUUAUUUUGUGUAGUUUUCUACACAAAAUAGAAGGCAGGUACAGAUUUUUUGGCAGGUACAGAUUUUAUUUUUUCCAAAAUACAUUCUAAGUGUUUAUUAGAAGAACAAAUAAGAACAAAGAUAAAGAGUCAUCUCGAGGCUUCGUAUCAGGCAAUCUGGGUUCUUCCGUGCUUACUUAGAGUCAGAUUUAUUCAUAGUGGUGGAAUGCUCACGCCUCUAAGGAAUAAGUUCAGAAGAAUGUGGUACUUUUAUUUAGGCUAUUAAAAUCCUGAAAUUCAAGUUUUAAAAUGAUUCAAAAGGAGAUAAAUCUGUUUUAAAACAAAAUGCAUUUCUUUGUAUGCAGUGAGUCAGAGUACUGCUUUGUGGUAAAUUGCCUUAUGUUCUGAACAAUAUAAUGUAUUUCAUUUUUAAUAACUCAGUUUAUUUGUAAACCAUGUAUUAUUAACACAUAGCUCAAACUAUUGUAUUUAAUAUAGAAAUUGCAGUUAAAAUUGGAGUGGACUCUUUUUCUUUCCCAGAACAUUCAUUGUUUGAGGAGAAUUUAACAAGGCAUUUUGAUUUUUAAAAAUCCCUCAUCAGUGUAAGCACACCUUUAAAAUAAAAAUCAUAUUAUUCUAAAUUCAAUUGCCAUAGCAUAAAAUAGCUAUUUAAUAUUUUUGCUAGGACUAGUAUGUCUUCUUUGUUGAUUACAAAAUACAUACUAUGCUAAAUUUUAUCAUUUGAUUAUUGAUUUCCCAAGAGCCUUUUGUCUAAAUGAAAAGCUGUGUCUUAAGUUUUCUAAUUAAAAUUUAUAGUGAUAGAAUUAUUUUUCAUGCAGUUAAUUUAUACUCAAGAAGAGUUUUAACAGUUAUUUAAAUAAUGAUAAGUUUCUAUAGUUUUUUUAUUCAGUUGUUUUGAACACUCUGGAGCUGAUCUGUUAUUUUUCACAGCAUGAUUCCCAAACAUCUGCAACAAAUUCCUCUAAAAAUUAGGAACAUUGUUAGAUAUGGAAAUUCAGGAUCUUACCCGUACCUAUUAUCAGCAUCUCUGGAAAUAUACUUCAUAAAUAUCUGUUUCUAAUAAGCCAUUAGAUGAUUCUUAUGCCUAUUAAAUUUUAAGAACCCAGUGUUAAAGAGAACAAACCAGUGUAUCCUAACUUUUCUGACAUUAGUGAUCUCUAGACUUUGUAGUACAUUGGGAUAACCUGUUCAAUGAAUGUCAGCUUCUUGUAGAAGAAGUCAUCCAGGGGUCAGGAAAGAGAGAAAGCCUGAACUGCCUCUUACUACCCCUAGAGUUCUGGAGUUCUGGGAGCCUGACUGAAGAUAGCAGGCAGCAUGUAUGGAGCUAUGUCAAUGAGAAUGAGCCCAAGAUAAAUCAUCACAAUCCAUCAACCCUUCCUUCCUUCCUUCCUUCCUUCCUUCCUUCAUCUUCUUAAUGCUUCCUCUAUUUUUGUCAGAAGAAUUGGGAGGGAGGGUUAUUGGGAGAAGAGCAACAGCAUAUCAAAACCCUGCUUUAUCUUAUCUUGACGUCAUUUAACACUCUUAAAAAUAUGUGCUUUUAAAAGGAAGUAUUCAAUUUUUUUCUUGUUAUUGCCAUAGACAAAAAAUUAAUAAAGGGGUAUGAAGUGUCACCAACUGUCUGACCCUGGCCUACUUUCCCAAUCCCAGUUCCAAGAGGCAUGUACUUCUUGGUGGGUGUGACUGUUAUACAAUCUUUGGCUGACUUUACCUCUUAUCUCCUAUCUUCAGAUCCUUCUUCCUGGGAGGAUUUUAACAUGUAAGAUGAGGAAUUAAAACACCAUCUGAAUAAGUAUGAAGUGCAUUGCAGUCUUUGGAAGCAACAUGCAGAACUUAACCCAAACCUUAUUCUAUCCAUCAGAAGCUCCCAGGCUACUGACUGGUCUGUCUCUCCCAGGCCUGUUACAAGAAAAGUCAUGGCUUAUCAUUCAUCGGUUUAAUUAUUCCAAGACCCCCUUAGAGCUAGAGAAAUGAAGAGAUGGAGUGCUUAAACUUGAUUGAUUUGAUUGAAAGACACAAAGUAUCAAACCAUUUUUCAGACAUAUGUCUCAGUGAAAUUAAAAAAUAAAAAAAUUCAUUUUGGUUUAAACCAGAAUUUGGUAAACUACAGCACUUUAUGUAUGUCUGCCUUCAUAUUACAAAAGCAGAGUGAAGCUGAUGCAACAUAAAUUGUAUAAUAUAUGCGUACCUAUAGGACAUCUUUGAAUUUGCCUCCUGGCCUACAAUGCCUAAAAUGUUUACCAUAUGGAUCUCUAGGGCAUAGCUUUGCUAACCUCUGGUCUAAAUGAAAACAUUCAUGAUUUAUUUUCUCCAGCAUCUGAAGGCAAAAUAUGCAUCCACCGUAUUCCAUAAAAAAUUAUUCAUACAUGUCUUAAAACUUGCAUAUUUUAUUUUCUAACCCCCAGCAUAAGACAACCAUAAAUGUGUAGGAACAACAGCCUUAGCCCCAACAACCACAACAGCACCUAACAUAAUAGGGAUUCCAUAAAUGUUUUGAUUAAAUAAGUCUUUAAAAAUAUAUGUACAUUCUGCAUUUUAUUUACGAUAUACUGUCUCUCUAUUUUAGAACAAAUUUCAUUUUCUCCAAUCUUUGAAUAAAAUAGAUGCUUUAGGAAGAAUGUACAAGGAGAUUUCUAGUACUGCUUAAAGCUCAGGAGAAGAAGCUCAAGAAUUUGUCCUGAAGUGUGCAAGUUUUAAAAGAACAAAGCAGCUUUCCCUUCCCCGAAAUACAUGUUGAAAAUAUUUCUAUCGAUAAAGUAUAUGUAUAAAUUUGGACAAAUCUAUGUCAAACAUCUAUUAUAACCAUUACUAAUCUGUAUUCCAAGCAUAAGUGUAUUUUAAGUUCUUAAGACAUUGAUGUUUGUCAAUGGUCCUAAGUGUUACUAAUUCUGUCGCCUCCAGCAACUCAGCAUGUAGAACAGACUAUAUCAUUCAAGGCUAGCCUUCUACAGAACAUCCAACCCUGUUCAACUCACGAGGAUCUACAUCCUAUUCACUUUAACUAUAGAGUCAAGACAGAUCAUUCAAGUGAGCUAAGUGAGAGAGAAGGAAUAAGAAGAAAGCACAACCCUUGAAAGAUUUCAGAUAAUGAAAAUAAACAAGAGCUGUAGAAGUAAGUACAAAUCAUGCACGUCUCUCAUGGCCACUUUUUUUUUUUUUUUGUCAGAUAUUGCAAAGCUAUGGACCUGGGGAGAUGACCUUUAAAUCAUCUAGCUCAGAAUUUGUUCCACAAUAAAAAGCUUAAGAAAUGUCCAUUAUUUCCCUCCCUUCUUCUCAUUCAUUCUCACUUGGCUUUGUUCUUUUCAGUCUAGGAUUCUUAUUCAUAUUUCUACCUAAUGUAAAGAGCCAACCAACAUUUUUUGGACUGUGAGGGGAAAAUUUUCUUUUCCAUGUACAUUUAUGAAAAAGAAAUUAUUUAGAGCCAAAUCAUCCCAUGUUGUAUGCAAGAGGCAGACACAUCACACCAAGAAUGAGACUCUGGAAUCAAUCUGUCUGGGUUCCAGUCCAGCUGUACCACUUACAAGCUGAAUGACCUUGGACAAAUUGCUUAACCUCUCUGUGCAUCACAUUUCUCAUCUCUAAAACUGGAAUAGUACUACUUCAUAAGCUCGUUGACAGGACUGAAUGAGAACAUAUAUGUAUAGAACCCUUAAAAUUGUGCCUGUAUAUAGUGAACACUCUUUUAUCACUACGUGUUAUUAUUAUUAGCGUUAAUGAGAAUCAAGCUCUCAGCAUGACCCAGGGGUUCUCCAGCUCACCUUCACUGCCUUGUGCAUGUCUUCCAUUACACUCUCUACCACUCUGUUCCACAGAGGCCAAUAUGAUAUUAGUCCUAAAAUGACAUUAUCCUUGUUAUGCUUAUCUUUGCUCAUGCUGAAGUGCCUUGUCGUUAUUCAGUAUUCACUUUGCAUAACCUAUUUUCCAUUAAGCUUCCACCUUGCAAAAUAGAAUGCCACUACAUUGUACCCGAAGCCAGACACACACACACCGUUCAUUUGUACACACACAGUUCAUUUGUACACACACAGUUCAUUUCUCUUUUUCCCCUUCCACUUCUAGAUUGUGAAGAUUUCAAGGGCAGAGAGAGAGUGUUAGGAACCCUUAUGGCCAUAACCCCUACCAACUCUCUGUUACAUAGAAGACAUUUAGAAAAUGUAUGUUGAAUUAAAAAAAGCUUAAAGACCAGUCAUAAAAUUUUGAUUUCAUAAAAUUCUACUUAAAGUAUAGCCACAGGAUUUGGCUCCAUGACCUCUUUUGGCAGCAAUGCUCACUUAUUAUCAUAAACAGCACAUAGUACUUGUCAUUAUUUUUCAAAAUUCAAUGUCCUUUAAUGUCAUCUGGUCAGCUGAAUUAAGAAGCUUGCUUCUAUUAAUGGAAUUCAGUUUUCAAUAUAUCUGAGGUGUUUCUAACAACACCAUUCAGAGUUCUCUGAAGCUUCUUUUUAAAUAAAUAAUGCUCCAUUUGGUCAUUUCUUUGUUCUUUUAUAUUUAUAGAUUGUAUAGUGUUUUUCUUAAUCAUUUGCACUAACUUUAAUUCAACAGCAACUGAAAACAAUUAUAUAAAACUAGUGUGUCUCCAUAUUCUUCAUCUUUGGUGAAUUUUUCCCCAAAUUUACUAAAGUAUCUUGCAUAAAGAUCUAUAUUUUAUUAUUUAAACUGACCCUUCUCUACAAAAAAAUUACUCAACAAUGAUUCAAAAAUGAUGACUCAAUGAUGCAUUUGUGUUUGUGAAAUGACCAUACUAAUGAAUUGGAUUUAAUACUUUAUUCAAAUAUAUCAAAUGUAUUGCAAAUCCAAACACUUAUUUCCACCAAACCUAACAACCACCAUUGUCUCUCAAUUCAAGGACAGUAAUAGCCUUUGAACUGGCUACUGCUUCCAGGCUUGCCCCUCUAUUGUCAACAGAACAGUUGAAGUGAUCAUUUAAAAUUGUAUUCAGAUCAUGCUAGUUCCAAGCCAAAACCUUCUCGUAUCCAUUGCACUAUAAAGUCUAACUCUUUACAAUGGCCUUUGAGGCCCAUCAAGACCUGCUGCUGCCUGGCUGUCUUACCCUUCCCCUCACACCCAGAGCACUAUGGGUGUGAGGGGAACUAUAGCUACAGGUAUACUGGGGUGUUUUUCUUUUUUGUUUGAACAUGCAGUGCUUGUUACUGUCGUGGGACUUUGCACUUUGUGUCUACUCUCCUUGUAAUGCUAGAUCUUGAAUAUAAGGCUGAGUCAUUGUCUUCAACUCAUACAUGACCUCCUUCAUGAAAUCUUCCUUUUCUGGCUGCUUCUCUUCAGUGGGCCUUUCCAUCAGGUGCUGGCAACUCUCAGUCAGUUCUUUCUCAGCUCUGUCUCUUCUAAUGGCCUUGCUAAUUCAGCCUGCCCUUGAUCUUGGUGCUCAGAUUCCUCAGAGUCUCUACUACUUUUCUCUUCUGACAUCUGGUUAAAGCUGCGAGCCUCAUAAACGUUUUUGGCUGAGCCAUUUUGCUCAUAGAAGGCCCAUUUAUCCCCCUCAACUUAUUAUCCAUAUUGCAUGAUAGCUAAAGGAAACUUGGGAUUGCAAAGUGAAUCUGUCAUGCCACAGGGCCUCCUUGACUGCUACUUGGGAUCCACAUGUUAGCUUGGGAUUACUCAGCACAGUAAUGUCCUCCAAAACUUGAAAGCAAAAACCCUGAGCAUCCCCUCAACUUAAUUAAGAAUUUCAAAAGAUACAUCCCCUAGAGGAUUGGCCUCGACAAGCUGGGAAGAAAAAACAAGAGCGGUGGCAGCCACUUUUCUCUACCAUUGAGCUCUUUCUCUCCACCUAUUCUGGCAUUUCUCAAAAGAAUGCCUGAAGGCUUUUUUCCUAUUGUGCAUUUUUUAAGGGUAUCAUUCUGUUGCCAAGGCUGGAGUGCAGUGGCAUGAUCAUCUAUAACCUCAAACUCCUGGGCUCAAGCAAUCUUCCCACAUCAGCUUCCUGAGUAGCUGGGACUACAGAUUUAGAAUGUAAUAACUCAAGGAUUUGAUAAUACAGUGAAGUAGUAUAACAACUGUCUACGUGCUUCCCAUGAUAUGUUCUCUAUAUUGACCUAAGGAACAUAGUUGGUAAUACAGAAUCCUGUGGAACUCCAAUAAUUUCAGAGAAAAUUGAGGAUACAGUAUUUUUACCCUCUGCACCUGGAAGAACUUACUGCUUUAUUUUGGAAAAAUUAUGACAUCAACAUCCAAAGGAAUUCUUCGCCCAUUUUUAAUUGUCUGCAUUAUCCUGGGCUGUUUCAUGGCAUGUCUUCUCAUUUACAUCAAACCUACCAACAGCUGGAUCUUCAGUCCAAUGGAAUCAGCCAGCUCUGUGCUGAAAAUGAAAAACUUCUUUUCCACCAAAACUGAUUAUUUUAAUGAAACUACUAUUCUGGUGUGGGUGUGGCCAUUUGGGCAGACCUUUGACCUUACAUCCUGCCAAGCAAUGUUCAACAUCCAAGGAUGCCAUCUCACAACGGACCGUUCACUGUACAACAAAUCCCAUGCAGUUCUGAUCCAUCACCGAGACAUCAGUUGGGAUCUGACAAAUUUACCUCAGCAAGCUAGGCCACCCUUCCAGAAAUGGAUUUGGAUGAAUUUGGAAUCACCAACUCACACUCCCCAAAAGAGUGGCAUUGAGCACUUGUUUAACCUGACUCUGACUUACCGCCGUGAUUCAGAUAUCCAAGUGCCUUAUGGCUUCUUGACGGUAAGCACAAAUCCCUUCGUGUUUGAAGUGCCAAGCAAAGAGAAAUUGGUGUGCUGGGUUGUGAGUAACUGGAACCCUGAGCAUGCCAGAGUCAAGUAUUACAAUGAGCUAAGCAAAAGCAUUGAAAUCCAUACCUACGGGCAAGCAUUUGGAGAAUAUGUCAAUGAUAAAAAUUUGAUUCCUACCAUAUCUACUUGUAAAUUUUAUCUUUCCUUUGAAAAUUCAAUCCACAAGGAUUACAUCACGGAAAAGCUAUACAAUGCUUUUCUGGCUGGCUCUGUACCUGUUGUUCUGGGACCAUCUAGGGAAAACUAUGAGAAUUAUAUUCCAGCAGAUUCAUUCAUUCAUGUGGAAGAUUAUAACUCUCCCAGUGAGCUAGCAAAGUAUCUGAAGGAAGUCGACAAAAACAAUAAGUUAUACCUUAGUUACUUUAACUGGAGGAAGGAUUUCACUGUAAAUCUUCCACGAUUUUGGGAAUCACAUGCAUGUUUGGCUUGCGAUCAUGUGAAAAGGCAUCAAGAAUAUAAGUCUGUUGGUAAUUUAGAGAAAUGGUUUUGGAAUUAAAAUUUUUCAUCACUUGCACACUUGAUAAAUAUUUUGAUGAGAUAUCAUCCAAGUAUUGAGGAUAAGAAGAGAUGCAACAUACUACUUUUGUGUCACAAUUUAUUUUUAUCACCCUCUCUAGGGUAACGUGUAUAUUUUGGUGGAGAUUUUUAAAAGCUCAGCAUGAGCAAUCAUUCCAUUCGGUUUUAAAUUAUCCUGUAUAUACCUAAUUAUGUGCACUGGAGAGUAAUUUAUUCUUCAUUAUCAUUUGUAAACAUUGUUUUUUCACAUUUUUGUAGUUGUCCAUAAUGUAAGCUUGUGGUUUGAUUAUUGUUUCCACACUGAUCAGCUGUUUAAUCUAUUUGGGAAAUGAAGAUGCACAUCUUAAAGUAUGAAAAAUUUUCACUAAGUAUUACAAUGUCUAGUUCCAACUUUGCAUACUAUAACAGAGGAAGAACAUGUUGCGAUUGAAUUCUAACCUCUUUGACUCCGAAGAUGAAUGAAGUGUAUAACUGUCUCUAUUUGAUCUAUUUUUUUUACCUGUUUAUCACAUUUGUGAAGGUGAAAUUAUUCAUGGAGUGAAUAAGAAAGAUAUGAAGCAGAACUGUUCUAUUCGGGAAGCUAUUAGACUUCUCAUUUAUUUUCAUUAAGCUGAUUUGCAGCUACUUAUUCUCAUGGUCUUAAAUUAAAUUAUUCAAGUAUUUUUAAAUAUCCAAUUUGUUGUGAUUUUCAGCACCUGGGAAGUAAUCCCAAUAAUACUUUAGAAAAUCUAAGACAGUUCUUUCUGCUACUGAUGACACUCAUUGUCAUAAUAAAACAAAUAAUUUCCUCAAAUAACAAAGAAAAAUGAUACCUAUAAAUAUAUUUAUAAAUGGUGUCAUUUAUGAACAAUGUUUAAUUAUGUAUCAAUUUAAGAUUUUUUUCUGAAGCCCUAAUAUUUAAAAUGGUCUUAUUUUACCAUAUGGAUAUAAGAUUUGGCUCAUAAUGAUGAGCCCUAUCAUUUGAUUUGAGUUCUAUCAUUUAAGAGAGCCUAAAUAAAAUUAUCAUCAAGGUAUUAAAUAUAAGACGUUAAAUAUAAUAAAGUGGGGAUAUAUAGAAAACACACAGUGUUAGCACACAGUAAGAUCUCAAUGCACAUUUGUUGGAUGAAUAAAUAAAUGCAAUUGAAUUCCCAGAAAAAUGAUUGUUUCAAGGAAGUGACAGUUCUACUUUAGAAGUACUAAUUGGAGAUGACUUUUAUAUCCCAUUUUGGUAAUUAUUCAUACAUAGCACAUAUGACCAUGAUGUUCAGGGCUUUAUAGAACCAAAUAAACCUACCAUUACAUGAAAAUUUUGAAGAGUAUAUUCCUGAACUUGCAGCUGCCUAUAGCAUUCUCCUCCAUAAGGCUAGAGGAGAGCUGGAUAUAAGCAGAGAUCGUAGGUGAAAAAAGAUGGGCCAUUAAGGAUUCUUCAAGGAAAACAUUCCUCAAAAUGAUCUUUAGUGCCUUUAUUCCUUUCAGGCCAAUAAUCCACCCAAAAAUUAGAAUGUUCUGAGACAUCCAUUUGGGUCUAUUUGUGACUUAUUCGUAUUACAAAUUGACAUCAGCAAAAUUCAAAAAGAAUUCAGUAAAAAGGGCAUAGAUCCAGCUAUCCAGACUAUCUUGUGAGAGAAUAAGCUCACCCCAGCACCAGAAAGAUUUGAGCAGAGGAAUAUUCCUGUAAUGAAUAGAGGAUUGUUUGAUUCUCAGGUAUAUUUCUUAAGCCAAGAUUGAAUGCAGUGUCAGGCACUGCCUUAACACCCACAGAGAUAAGAUGAACAAGGUACUAUCACUGCCUAAAAUGAGCUUACAAUUAAGUGGAUAGACAUAUAAAAGCUUCCUUUCAAUUCAGCCUGAGACUGUUUAUAUGCAUGUGCUACUCCGAAUGACGUUUGUAUGGGUCAAUGCUGAUUUAAUGGGGAAAAAAAGUAGAAAAUUUCCCCAAUUGCUUAGCUGUUUGACAUGUUUCUGAGCUGCAAACUUUGUCAACUCUUUUGACCCAACAUAUUAUUCUCUCCGUAUUAUCUCUUCUAACCACAAUGCAUUAAGAAAUAAUAUUUUUAUGUGGAUGUCCUCCUCAAUAAGUAAAGAUCUCCAUCCAUAUUUAAUUAAUUGGUAAGACAGUCAAAUUCAUACAUUUACAUUUACUUUGUCAAAUUUUUUGGUCUAUAAAAAGCAUAGAGAUCUAAAGAGGAUACACUGCUAACAAGUUUAGAAAGCACCUGCUUUUUUUUAUUAUUAUUAUUUUUGUGAUAGAGUCUUGCUCUGUCGCCCAGGCCGGAGUGCAGUGGUGCAGUCUCGGCUCACUGCAACCUCGGCCUCCCAGGUUCAAGUGAUUCUCCUGUAUCAGCCUCCCGAGUAGCUAGGAUUACAGGCGUGUACCACUAUGCCUGGCUAGUUUUUGUAUUUUUAGUAGAGAUGGGUUUCACUGUGUUGGCCAGGCUGGUCUUGAACUCCUGACCUCAAAUGAUCCACUUGCCUCAGCCUCCCAAAGUGCUGGGAUUACAGGUAUGAGCCACUGUGUCUGGCCCACCUGUUUUUUUUGAAGGCAGAAAAACAUUCAAUAUUAAAAGCAUUCAAUAUUAUUUCAACCUGCCUUGGCUCUAGUGAAUGUUCAUGAUUUGAAAGAACUGAAAGACCUAAAGGCAGUGUCUCUAUUGUUGACUACAAAUGUAGGCUCUUUGUUGGACUAUGACUAUAAUCACACACUGAUAAUAUGACGCAAGUAGAGGCAGUACUACUAAGUAUCUAGCAGGUGCUUUGAAACCCCAUUACUAAGUCCCAGAAGACUGUUUCCUAAAUUUGAAGUGGAAGAAUUAAAUGACUCAAUGGAACCCUUUAGCUGUGGGUCCAUUGAUGUGUGAGUUUUAGAGCUGGAAGGAAUUAUAAUUUUGUUGUUUAUAAUUGCUAUAAUAUAGAAAUUAUAAUUGCUUUUCUUUCUACUUAUGAGUUAACUAGAUCCAGAGAUAUUUAUUCAAGACACACAUUCACACACACAUACACACACACACACACACACCCCACAGCUAGUGACAAUAGUUAAGAUUUGGAUUUAAGGAUCCUAUCUUUCUUUAUCCCACUUUCUUUUCAAUCGCAUUCAUAACUUAUUAUAGAAUUAUGUCUCAAUUUUUACAAAUGUGAAUGUCUUAUUGGUAUUUUUAGGGCCUAUAGAAUGGUACACCUCAUGUAGAAGAACUUCGACUUUUGAAGGUAUACAAUAAAUAAAACAUCAAACUUGUUAGCAUUCGUUCUGGUUUAAAUAUUUUAGGAGUUGAGUUCAGCAGAAGGAAAUGGGCUAUCACUACAUUUAAGUGAAAUACAACCCUCAAGAAAGUGUAUGGUUCACAGCCACUCCUUUAAUAAAUCCUGUGGGUUGCAAUUCUUUGUAAGAAACUCAUGAAAAAGAUAUAUUGAUUCAACAAAAUUGGUUUGCUGUUGAUUAUACAAACCAAUAAUUAUGCCUAGAAUUAAAUUGUGGACACAAAAAAGGGAACAGACCAUUUAAAAUGUUUUAUUUCAAAAUAUCGAAAAGCUAUUACCUUCAAUACUCUAAAUAUUUAAAUAUUAAUUAUUGUAGACAUCAGUAAGAAUAAAUAAAUGUUAAUCAUUAUAGACCUUACUAAUAAGAAUAUAUACUGAAUUGUCCACAUCCAGAGUAUUACACCCUGAACAAGAAAGACAUGAGAGCCUGACAGUCAUAUAUAUUAUGACAGCUGUAUAUCUGACAAUAUGAAGUAGAAACUGAAAAAAAAAAUCAUCUUAGUGGGAAACAAAUACAUGCUUAAAAUUGUUAUAUUUACUGUAAAACUCCUGAUAAUCUUAGAUUGUGCAGAAAUGUUUCUUAUUUUGAGGGGCUUAGAAAGCUCAGCGCAUUUGAUGUAUAAAGCAACAGAAUAUUUAGGAAUUAUUUGCGGAGGCUUUAAAUUCUUACCUCCAAUUGGAGGUUAAAUAUUAAAAGAAUAGGAAACUAUGCCUCUGAUAUUUUUUUUGUCAGCCUAUUUUUAAACUAGAUUCCAUGAGUCUUAAGGUAAUAUCCUAGAAUUUUUUUUUUGCGUGAAUUAAAGUUACCACAAAUUUCAGGUCCUUACCUUAUGACUGUGUUUGAUCAUAUCUUUGAGUUCCCUUGAACUCUGAUCUCAUUUUGAGAAACAUUUUGAGAAACUUCUUAACAAUUACAAUCGAGCUGUUAAAUAUAACAAACAUCAGAAUCUAAAGGAUAAGCACAGUGCCUAAUGUACAGGAGGGUCAUAUCAAAUACUUGUUGAAUAAAUACAUGAAUGUGAUAAGUGGUCCUGUAAAAUAUUUUUUAAGAGUAGUGACAAUGUUUAUUGGUACCAAUUGGAGAUGAUAUUUUAUAUUUAUUUUGUUAGUUUGUCACCUGGAUGCAAAAGGAAGGCAUUUUAAUUCCUUUCUAUCUUACAACAUUGUAAAGCAUCAAAAGAAGUAACAUCUCAAGAAAGAUUAGAAAGGAUUUGGAUCACGUUAACAUUCUAUGCAAAUAUUAGUAACAUAUCAACUGUUUCUAAAAGGAAAGAAAAUUAGUAUUUAAGGAGAGUAUAAAGUGCGAGCACUGUGAAGGGCAGAUAUCUAUUACCAAACCACAUGGAGAGAAAUAUAGUCUCUCUCCUAACUUCAUUCCAUUGUAUUGCAAUCAGUCAAUUAAGGUGAUUUUUUUUUUCUGGAUGUCUCAAUCUAGAGAUUUUGUAGCAUUUUGCAAAUGGGUAUGCUUCACUACUAUCCACAGUGUUCUCCCCUUUAGUAAUUCAUAUUGAAUAUAUCCAUAUUCAUAUGCAUUUUAUAAAACAGUUAACAGAAUCUAAAUAAGAUAUAGCCGGCUAAAUCUGGAAUGUGAGUGCUACCCUAGGUUAUUAGUUCAACAAACUAAUUUUGAGAGAGCCACUUAACCUCUCUGGACCUUGUUUGUAAGCUUUCUUCUAGCACUAUUACUCUUAUCUAAGAUCGAAAUUGAUAUAUGCAUGAAAUUCCUAAUGGAAUUUCAAUGUCCAUCUCAAAGUAAUUUUUUAGGAUAUUCCAUACAGAUUUCCUUCUCAUUUCUCUGUGUAGAUAUUUAAAGUAUGAAAUUGAUUAUUUAAACUAAUAUGUGGAAAGAACCUAAUCCAGAGCUUGGAAUAUAGAAAGUGCUCAAUUAACUGACAUUCCUCCUGUAUUUCCUCCCUCCCCUUAGUUGUCUAUGACUUUUGAACUCACUGCUCACUGACAUCUUAAUUGCCUGCAGAAAAAUCAAUCAUAUUUUAGGCAUUAUUUUGAAAUAUUUUAGAGUUUUCUGUACUAUUCAAACUCUUAUUACAAAAAUCUAAAGAUAUUUAUUGAUGCAAAAAAUUUAGGGAGUCAUUGGAAAUACCUGAGGCAAUCCCAGGCUAACAAUAAAAUAGCAUAAUUUUAAGUAAGCUAGAUUGAGUUCAUUUGAACAUUUAGUUAUUUUUUAGCUCAUAGUUAACAUAUGUCCAUGCAUUUGAUUUACUUUAAAAAUAUUUUAUUUAAAAAUAACCUCUCAAACACCAGUUGCUUUCUGUCAGUUUUACUCAAAGCAUGCUUCCUAGGUCACCUGACCUAGAAUCACCAGAAGUGUUAACAAUACCGAUUUCUGGGCUUUGAGCCAUGAAAUUAGAAUUUCUUCAAAUAAUCCAUGCCCCCCCGUCACCCAAAAAAAGAGCAUGCUUUUAAUACAUUUCCAAAAUUAUCCUGUUUCUGCUAUAACUGGUGAACCAUCCUGUCCUAAACUAGCAGUUCUCAAACAUGCAUAUGCCUUUGAAACUUCCUAGAUCAUCUACAUAAAAAUCAUUUGAAAUAUUGUUAAUAAUACACAGCUUCUGAAUCUCUGGGUGUGAGAUGGGACCAGGAAUCUUAUUUUAAAAAUCUCCCCAGAUGGUUCUGGUGUCCUGCUAGUUUUGAGGUUUUCAUCCCACCUGUUUAGAUGGGUAGUAUUCUAUUAAAUAUGAGGUAUUACCUUUCUUUAGUUCACCUGGAAUCUUCUUAAAUAUAUCGGUAAAGUAUUCUACUUCAAAAUCCAAGACAUUUUGUAUACCUAAUUAUUUCACACAAGAGCGUGGAACUCACCAGUCUUGUGACUUGGGGCAGGUUAUUUAUAGUCUCCAGACACUUUUUCCAGUUGCGAGUUGCUUAUAGUAGUUCGCGAACCUGAAUGCACAUUAGAACCAUCUGGAGAGGCUUUAAAAUUGCAGAUGUCCAAACCCCACCUCCAGAGAGCUGAUCUAUUUAGUUUGAGGAAGAGCCCAGAAGUCUAACAGGUGUAAAUGUUCCACAGGUAAUACUAAUGCAGGCAUACCUCAGGAAAUCACCAGUUCUCGUCUUGGAGGAACUAUUAGGAAAAUAAAAGAUUAUAUAUCUUGAAAAAAAUCUCUAAUUUGCUUUCUAGGUUCUAACUGCAUGUUUAUAUUUUGCAACAGGAAAGACUGGUCUAGACAAUUACUAGGAUAUAUGCUUCUGUGAUCUGCUUUUCUAUUGUAUGUGUUUAAGAGACCACAUUCUUGGGUUCCAAAGUCUCCUUGUCUGAUAGGUAAUUUGCAAUUGAGAUAUGGCAAAGAAUUGUAGCAUCCAAAUUUUUGACAACUACAGAUUUAGAAUUGAAUCCAAGGUCUGCCAUUCACUAGCUAUGUGCAAGUUACUCAACUUCUCUUAUCCUCAGAUUUUGCAGCUGUAAAGCAGAGGUAGCAUAUUUCUGAGAAAUUAUAUUCAGGUGACUAGAUAUGUGUUCAAGUGUUAUCUUUUAUUCUUAUAAAAGAUAAUUGUGAGGAAUCCAGUGCUAUUUUCACAAUUUUAAUUCUAAAACUCUGAAGACAUUAAACAGGCAGUUUGUAGGAAUCAUUGAAAUUUUAUACAAGCCGAAGGAACAACAUUCAGCAAAACGGAAACAAAUAAAUACAGCAUGGAAGCAUAUAUUCAUGUUUCCCAUAAUUACUAAGUUACGGAAGGGGUGUGAGGAGCUGGCAGUGGUGGUGAAUAGGCAUUGUUUGCAUUACUAAAUAUAUAUACCAUUUCUUAAGAUAAUUGGAACUCAAGCAGUCCUAAUUUUCUCUCCCUGUUAUGAGCAAUCAGUAAAUUUGUAGUCAAUUUAACUUAUUAUCAGUUGGUAUAGCGCAUGUCACAGAAUAGGAUAGCAAGAAGAUUCUCAGAGAUCAUUUUCUGGUAAAGAAAAAGGCCUAGCAAUAUUUAACAGUUUGACUUAAUCCAUCACUUCAGCUGGUCCACUAGUUUUGACACAGGACUAGUUAAUGAUUUGUUAGGAAGUCUCCAUCUACUCUUAAACUAAUUUAAAAAAAAGCUAAAAGUUGCUUUUAAUAUGUUAGGGUAUAACUUCAAUAAACAGGAGUAUUUAUCUAGUGGUUCAGAAAUAAAAUAAUUGUUAGCCAGCCUGUGAUUAAGGCUACCAUAAUUGCAUAAUAAAUAGCUUUGACGUGAAUAAUCUCAGUUGUUCAAGUGUACAAAUUUAAAGCUGUACUAUGUUAGAAUAAAAAAGUAGGCUCAAGGAAAAUUUCUAUUUUUCUAUAUGAAAAAGAGAAUGAUAUUCAAAAUAGUAUUUUUAAGUAGUUUCUAAUUGUGUUCCUUUAAAGAGUAUUAGAAAUGUCUGUUAUGUCAGUAACAUUAGAAAACUUCAAAAACUGAUUUAUUUUUCUGAGUUCUCUGGAAACCAAACAAUUUUGAAUUAGUUGUGUAAGUAAAGUAAGUUAAGUUAUAGCUUGCUGGAAUUUUAUUGUGGAAAACAAAUAUAGAUUUUAUCUGAAAAAUUUUAAGGGCCAAUUCUACAGAAAGUUAUGCUAACAUGCUAACUUUCCACACAUGGCUGCAUUCCAUUUUGAUUAAUGAGGGUUCAGGAAAUAGAAAGGCAGUCUCUGCAGAAGCAGUAUCCAAAGGCUAAAUUAACAACCCAGGACUACCACUCAUUAUGUGAGAAAUAUGGGCCAGAGUUACAAUAUCACAUCUCCAGUCUCAGAUUGGCCUCAUUAGCCACCUUCAGUUCCUUAAAUGAGAUAAUCCUGAAGAUGCCAUCCUUGUCCAAGGUGAGAUUGCCAGAGGAUAUGAGCUCAUCUAGGAUGGAAUACAUGUCUCCAGGGACUGUAAUGAGAUCAGGCUUUUCAUUUACUGGUUUUCUGCCUCAAGAGUCCUUAAGCAAAUGAAGAUUAUCUGAUUGUCUAUGUAAACCUGGAAGUAGUCUACUUUUUAGAUAAAAGAUAAUCUAUCUUGAAUAUUUCAUAUGUGAUUUUAAAAUAAUUAAUCAAAAAACAAAGACUAUCAUAUUUGAGAACAAGAUUUUACUUAGAAGGGAAAAAAAAGAACUUUCAGCUUAAUCGGGGUUAAGGGAGUAAUUGUGACAAUAUAAAAUGGCAUUGUUAUAGAAUCCCUAAAAGGUAAAUAAUGUAUGAGAUGAAGGUAGGAAGUAAUGUGUGCUUGCAGAAAUGCAACUGGUCAAAAUUACUUGAAUGAAAUUGUUGAGGUUAAACAUCUUCAUUAUAAUAAUAUGUCUUAUUCUGAUUCCAAGACAAUACGAAUGUAGAGAAGAGAUUUUUAAAUGGAAAAAGUAAGGAGCUAACAAGUCUGUACCUAGAUUCAAGUUCACAAAGCGGCAAAAAGGAGAAAAGUGUCAACAAGAAACAAGAAGAGGAGUAGUAAACUAAGGAUCAAAGCCCAAGUUCCAGUUUUCACAAUCUGCUGUAUAAUUCACUAACAUUUCUGAGCCAUAGAUUUUUAAUCUGUAAAAGGAGUGUGAUGGACUGUACAUUAGAAGUACCUGAGAAGCUCUUAAUAAAUCUUGAUGAAUUGGUUAGAAAUUCUAAUUUAAUUAGCCUGGCACAGUGCACAAACUGCCAUAUAUUCGUGCAGAUGUUUUCUUCUUUUCUUACUGCGCAUUUCCAUGUGGCCAUGUCACUACAAGGGGUGGGGAAGAAGUUAAUGUGUAAUUGCUUCAGGAGCUCUGAAUAAAAGGUUGCUGAAGCAAAAUACUGCAAUGAAGUUCUGAAAAUGAAGAGUUAGGACUUUACAUGAUUUCUCUUGCCUCAUUCCCUCAAGAAUGCACAUAUAGACACACAUAUGCCAAUAUCUUUUUUAUGUAGUUCAAGUAUAACUUUGAAUAAAAUGACUUACAUUCAAGGAAGGUCAAAACUAUUAUUCUGAAACAAAAUGUGACAAUUCUAGCCAUUAUGUGAAUUGUAAGGGUCAGUAAUCCAUAAAUUAUUUGGAUGGUAAUUGUAUGUUUUAUUAAUGUGAUGUAAUUUUGCACUAUUGUAUUGUCAUAUUUAAUCAAACUCUUAAAAAUACCCUGAAACAUAAUGCCAAAUGUACAGUUUAUAGGUUCGUGUUAUUUCUGAUAAGAAUUUAAUUGCAUUGUGCUAAUAGUUGUUUAUUGCUAUUAACUUUCUGUGUAUGUAUUAUUGCGAUGCAGACCCAAUAGGGUUAUUUUAAGCACACUAAUUAGUCAUCUGGAUUUUUAUAGAUAAAAUCACAUGUUGAUCAGAAAUCAUUUUUCUACUUAUUUUUUUGUAGAGUAUUUUUCCACACUUGAAAAAAACAUGAUUAUUUUAUAUCAAACAUCAACUUUUCUUUAAAUCUUAUUUUAGUAGCUAAUGCAUGUUUGAAAUAAGAUGUGUUAGAAAUUAUAUGACUAUAUUAAGGUUGUGUUUAUAUUAGGUGAAAAAUUGCAUGCAAUUGGUGAAUCAUGCAGCUUUGGGGACAUUUACACUGCCACUCACACACAGGCUCUGUCUCAAUCCGUAUGCAUGAUUCACGUCCUUUCAAAAGUCCCUUUUCAACAUUUGGUAAAGUGAAAAUGUUAUUCAUAGUGCUAAUGAGCCAAUAAACAAUGCUGCGUUUCUUUUUUCUAACUGCAGCAUAUUGUGGUAAAUUUUCUCCCAAAACUUUAUUUUUGGAGUUAUUGUUGGCAAUAAAUACAACAAAUUAUUUGUUGGCAAGUGAUACAAUUUACUGUAUAACAACUUAAUAGUACAAAGCAUGAAGAUGUGAAAAUAUCAUCUUAACCAGUUUCAUUCUAUGAACAUAAUAUUCUGGCAGCUUUUUCUAUAACUGAGAAUGGUAUAUCUUUUUAUACACUGCCUAAAUCAGUACUACUGCCAGUCACCUGAGGUCAGGUCUGCACAACACUAAAUUGGGCAAUAACAUAGAACAUCUAGGCAGUCUUGACAGUCAACCAGUGUAAUCACUAGGGGAAGAAAAAGUAGGCCUACCCUUUUACUUAUUAACUUAAGUAAUAAAAAUUGUAUAAAAAUAUGAAUGUUGGCUGCAGAGGAGCCUUUACAUGCAGAUAAUUUGAAGCAGUCUUUGAAAAUAACAAAAAUUAUUCCAUUUAAUGAAGGGUUUGUUUUGUUUAGCUUUUCUCUUUUAUUCAGAAAACAUACCUGUGCUUUUGAAAGGGCUUAAUCCCAAACAGGUAAUAUGUGUGGAUCAAUCAUCUCUCCUCCCAUGAAAUUAAUCAUUCAUGGUAAUAUAUUAAGGCUGGAACGUAGCUCUUAGUGACUUAAAACAUGACAGUAAGCAUUUACACUGUUGGAAGGUAAUUUCAUUGCUAUGUUAUUAAAAUGAUGGGAAUCCUAUUUAUACAUUUAUUUAUUUAUUUAUUUACAGAAGAUUGGUUCCUUCCAGUUCAAUUUAACAGCUUCAGUGAAGUUAGUAUAAUGAUAAGAAAAAUUGACUGUAGCUAUUAUUCCAAGUGAAAAUCAUGCAGCUGAGUCCUGCUGCAUCCUGGGAGCAAAGCAUUAAUUCAAAUGAGGAGUAGUCAGUCCUAGCACUGUAGACGCCGACUUUACCAACCAAGAUAGUGUAUGUGUGUGACAUUCAGCUAACAUUGAUCUAGGCACUUAGUUUGCUACCACAUUGUUCCCUUCAUUGAUUGAAACUGUAAAUAACAUAACACUUUAAGGCAGCUAAGCAAAUAUUUUAAUAAGCCAUGAAAGGCAAGAUGCCAGAGAAAAUCUGUAUAUUCAGCUAUUUGGAGAACUCGUGUUUUCCACAAAUUAAACUGGAGAUGUCAUUUGAAAUUUUCUUCCCUUAAACAUGCUGUCACAACAUGGAUUCCUUCUCAUGGAUGUCUUUCUAGGCUUAUAAAUAUAUGGUGUGAUUGCUAUAAUUUUGUGAAAUUUUAUUCAGCAAUUAAUAGUGAUUUCAGCAAUAUGUACUAAGAUUCCAAGGCAGAAAUAAAUGUAUAAAGGAUUUGAGCCUGUAUGUGUAAGAAGAAACUCUCUCUUCAGUCAUAUUUCCUAAAUUCAGUGUAAGUACCUCGCUGAUUUAGCACUGGAGUUAUUCCUUGAAUGUGUAAAUAAUGAUGUUCUAUUCUGACCUAAUGAAUUCCUGUAAUGUGAAUAUUUAAAAUAAAAGAAUUCAAUUUAAAUGUA
This is a messenger RNA of Homo sapiens (human), 23190 nucleotides long. It is a transcript of the gene FUT9, whose product is annotated as fucosyltransferase 9. The transcript has 4 exons. The coding region runs from base 10734 to 11813 and encodes 359 amino acids. Lineage: Eukaryota; Metazoa; Chordata; Mammalia; Primates; Hominidae. Gene Ontology annotation, molecular function: alpha-(1->3)-fucosyltransferase activity; fucosyltransferase activity; 4-galactosyl-N-acetylglucosaminide 3-alpha-L-fucosyltransferase activity. The record is from RefSeq and is a predicted model, not a curated record. Gene Ontology annotation, biological process: neuronal stem cell division; N-glycan processing; glycoprotein biosynthetic process. Gene Ontology annotation, cellular component: membrane; Golgi membrane; Golgi apparatus.